AUGGUCGUGUCGCCACAGUUUUGGGAAUGGUUCAACGUUUGGCUCGCUCAAUUUCUGAAAAGUUUGUAUCAUGAAAUUAAGAUGGUCGCGAUAAGAGGUAACAAUUCGUAUGGAAAUUUGCCACUUGGUUGUGGAUACCCUGGAGGGCAGCAAACCAUUGACAUCUCACAGAAUCUCCAGACGGCGCUGAAUAUGCCCCACGCCGUGGCACAUACAGUGGCUGCGCCCCGCCACCACCUAGCGGCACCCCACACCGCUCCCGGAGCCAGUCUCAAUCACCUGGGGCACAACCAACAGCGCACCAACCGCAUGAACCCCACUGUAAACCAUGUUAAUCAUGCCACACCCGACCAUCAAAGUCAGAAACAUAUCAACCAGAUGAACCACGCGAACCAUUUGAAGUCAAUGAGCCAAAUUCGUCAUUCCAAUUACAAUCAAGGAACUGUUAGGAACCAGACUCACAAUGGGCACAAGUUAAAUAACAAUAUGUCUCAUGUGGGGCACAUGAACCAUCCCAACCACGGAAUGCAGUUGAACCAUAGCCAAAUGGCUCACAAGCAGGUGCAAUCGCCAGCUAAGCAGCAACCCAUUCUUCAUUCUAAAGUAAAUCGCCCUUCGCAGUACCGGGUCGGAUCUCAAUCCAUGUCUAUACCAGGAUCCGGAGCGGAGUGUUACCACCCCGGUGGCGCGGCUGGUCCUUCAUACAUGACCGGCGGUAACGCAGCUGCCCCCGCUCCGACUAUGAGAGGCCCGUCGACACCACAGCCUUCCGCGCCGCCGCAGCCUGAGAUGACGAAGAACAAUAUGGGCCAUAAUUAUGCGUCACCGCCGAACGCAACGGCUACAGCGAGGCCACAGUAUUCCAACUUCCAGUAUAGAGCUGCUCAGCACUCCACAAGACCUGCAACUCAUAACAGAUGGACGGGAAAUUGGUCUCCGUCUUCAACUUUAAUUCCACGACGCCAAACCGUAGCAGAUAGAGGGGGCGCUCGAAUAAGCUAUGAUCAGCUACUUGAAGUGGCGAUACCGGGUGUUAGUUUGACUGAUAUACAGGAGAAUUAG
Molecule: messenger RNA, 1062 nt
Organism: Pieris macdunnoughi
Lineage: Eukaryota; Metazoa; Arthropoda; Insecta; Lepidoptera; Pieridae
Source: the annotation of a GenBank genome assembly